Messenger RNA from Trichechus manatus latirostris (Florida manatee), 975 nucleotides. It is a transcript of the gene SYCE1, whose product is annotated as synaptonemal complex central element protein 1. Gene Ontology annotation, cellular component: synaptonemal complex. The coding region runs from base 1 to 975 and encodes 324 amino acids. The record is from RefSeq and is a predicted model, not a curated record. Lineage: Eukaryota; Metazoa; Chordata; Mammalia; Sirenia; Trichechidae. The transcript is spliced from 13 exons. Gene Ontology annotation, biological process: synaptonemal complex assembly.
AUGGCGGGAAGGUCGGGGGUUUCGAGUGCGGAGCUCACAGGAACCAUGGACCAGUCUGAAAAGGGCGGAGGGCAGGCCAAGUUCUCAAAGAAGAUCGAAGAUUUGAUGGAAAUGGUGAAGAAGCUGCAGAAAGCAGGAAGCUUGGAGCCUCGGGUUGAAGUCCUGAUUAACCGGAUUAACGAGGUUCAACAAGCCAAAAAGAAGGCCAGUGAGGAGCUGGGAGAGGCCCGGGCCCUCUGGGAAGCCUUGCAGAAGGAACUGGACUCAAUGAACGGAGAGAAGGUGCGCCUGGAGGAAAUCUUGAACAAAAAGCAAGAUACACUGAGGAUCCUGCGGCUGCACUGCCAAGAGAAAGACAAUGAGGCACAGAGGAAGCACACCAUGUUGCAGGAGUGCAAGGACCGAAUUUCUGCCCUAAACUCCCAGAUAGAAGAAGAGAAGAACAAACAGAGGCAGCUGAGGUUGGAUUUCGAGGAACAACUGGAGGAUCUGAUGGGCCAGCACAAAGACCUCUGGGAGUUUCAUAGGCCAGAGCAGCUGGAACGGGAGAUAGGCAGCCUGGAUAGCAGCAAGGAGCAGCUGCUCAAGGAAGAGAAGCUGAUCCAGGUGAAGCUGGAGGAUGUGAAGCAUCGGCUGCACUCCCUGUGUGGGGCUGAAGGUCCCUCGACCAUCAGCGAGGGGCUCUUCCUGCGCAGCAAGGAAGCUGUGGCUGCUGUGCAGCUGUUUGAGGAGGAGAAGAGCAAGGCUGAGGAGCUCCUGGAGGCUGCUUCCCAGCGCCAGCAGCAGCUGCAGGAGAAGUGCCAGCAGCUGCAGGAGAAGCGCCAGAGGCUGAAGGAGGAGCUGGAGAAGCAUGGGGUGCAGGUUCCUGCCCAAGCCCACGACGCCCAAGAGGACGGGGCCCUUCCUGGAGAGGUGGCCAGUCCCAAGCCCCUCAGGGCACACGAGGAGAAAGACUCAGAGCCACCCACUGAGUAG